AUGGAUGCUGCCUCAGAAGUCUCUCAAUUCGACAUGACAGUAGAAAACCUGGACCAAACGACAGCAGAGCAAAUGGGCGAUCCUUCCAACGGUCUUGGUCAAGAUACUAGCGGGUCAAGUGUCCAAAGCUCGAGAAACCGUGCCAGAAGCCCGAGGCGUCCCGGAGUCGACGAAGGAGGUCAUGGAUCAAAUGGGAGUAGAGAAGCCUCGUUUUCGAGUAGUCACCUAGCACAUUCCUCGCCUGGAAGACCUCACACAAACAUGUUCGAAAAAGCAAGAGCCUGCCUCAGAUCCAUCGAGAACAACGGCAGUAAGAUUCAACGAAAGGCGGAAGUACAAGUAGAAGCUCAACAAUCUAUCGUCAACGAUACUCAGGAUCGAUCUGUAGAGAGAUGUAGCAUCGAUGACGACCAAGUCACACAACUGAACACCAAAGUAGACAAAAUAUUGUCAUCGGCCAUCACAUCCUGUGACAUGAAGAAUUUGGAGGACAAAAUCUACAACAUCAUGGAAGAUAUGAUAGACGGCGUGUUAGACGAGAUAAAAAUCAUGCGAGACACGAUGCACAGCAUGAAGGACACGAUCGAGUCAAAUGAGCUAGAAUCCAACGCUAUAUUCAAACUUCUGGAUCGUCUGACUGCACUCUUUCUAGGCGCAGCAGAGUGCCCUGAAGAUAGAAUUCCAAUCCCGGAAAAACAUCUACGAUUGACAGCCGAAGCAAGGGAUGAUGGCUUGUCCGACUUGGGUGGUGAGAUAACCUACCAUGGUAGUUCGAGAACAUCCCCAAGUCCCCCAAAAAGGAGCCAAAUCUCGGCUGUUCGACGCCGACUCUCGUUGCGUUGUUGCUUUUGCAUCCCAAAGACGCGAUACCGGGAUGUCUGA
Molecule: messenger RNA, 882 nt
Organism: Aureobasidium melanogenum CBS 110374
Lineage: Eukaryota; Fungi; Ascomycota; Dothideomycetes; Dothideales; Saccotheciaceae
Exons: 3
Coding region: 1-882 (293 amino acids)
Source: RefSeq, a predicted model, not a curated record